CGCUGGUGGGAAGGCACUGAGGAAUCCCAUUGGUGACGCCUGGUGUCGGCGACGCUUAGACGUCGAGAGUUUUUGCUCUCGCUAGGGUUUUUCAUGCGUAUAUCAUUUUAAUUCGGAGUGCCUUAAGUUCAUGUACCAUUCUUAAAAAUUACUCAAUGUGUUAUAUAUGAUGACUAAUGAUGUAUAGGUAAUUCGGUACCAAAACAAAGACGAGUGUGAAGGAUUAAAAGGGAUCAUGAAAAAAAACGUAAGGGUCCAAAAUGAAAAAUGCUCUAAAAUUGGGACCUUCAAAAGAAGUUUCAAUCCCUUGACUCUUGAUGCCAUGUCAUUAAUUAAGAUUUAAGAACCCUGCCACUCCUGCAUAAUUACAAAACGUAAUGCCAUGCCCUUAUGAGAAGACUUUUGCAUCAUUAUUGCAAGACUAUGCUCUUGGAUUCUUUUCUUCCUCUGCAGACGAAAUCCAAAGGUUUUUUACUAUUGUAAUAUCUGGCUUUAGGAUGUCUGAUCUUUCCGAAGUUUGUUGAGCGAUUAGAAGUCAACUCCAACCAAUAAGAUUUUUAAGAAAGAGGAAAAGACAACGACCAACUCCUUUUAUCUUUUGCAACAUUCUGAUCUUCAAGACUUUAACUAUUAUAAUUUAUAAACGCCUUUGUGAUAGAUGUAUGUGAAAAAGUUGCAGCUGAAUUGAUAAACAAUCUGUUUGUUCUCAAGCAAAUAUGCUUUCAGAUACCACUGAAGGAGAUUCCUCCUCUUCUUCACUCACUCCUCAAUGGAAGUUCGAUGUCUUUCUAAGUUUUAGAGGUGAAGAUACGCGCUAUAAUUUCACAGACCAUUUGUACAAUGCAUUGCUGCAGAGGGGAAUCAACACCUUUAUAGAUAAUGAUCUUGCUAGAGGAGAAGACAUAUCAGGAGAGCUUCUCAAAACAAUUGAGGAUUCAAGGAUUUCAGUCAUCGUAUUCUCUGAAAACUAUGCAUCGUCAAAGUGGUGUUUGGACGAACUUGUUAAGAUCCUUGAAUGUAAAGAAUCAAAGAAACAAUUGGUUUGGCCAAUCUUUUACAAGGUGGAUCCAUCUGAUGUGCGGAACCAAAGAGGUAGUUUUGGUGAGGCAAUUGUGCAGCAUGAACACAAGUUUAAGGAUGACAUUGAAAAAGUCAACAGAUGGAGGGUAGCUCUUUCAAAAGCAGCAGAUUUGUCAGGCAGCCAUUUCUUUGACGGUUAUGAAUCCAAAUUUAUCCAUGAGGUGGUUGAGGAGAUUUCGGUCAAGGUACUACGCCGCACAUAUUUGAAUGUGGCUAAGCAUCCAGUUGGGAUACAACGUCGUCAUCAAUGUGUGGAAGAGCUCUUAGGUGUUGGGGAAAAUGAUGUUCGAAUGGUAGGGAUAUGGGGCAUCGGUGGAAUUGGUAAGACAACACUUGCUAAAGCUAUUUAUAAUUCAAAUGCGGAUAAGUUUGAAGCUAGCUAUUUUAUGUAUAAUGUUAGAGAACAUUCAACGAUGGUUGGAGGCCUAGUCCAACUACAGCAGUCCUUUCUAUCUGAGAUUAUGGGAAAAAAGACGCUAGCAGUGGUUAAUGUUGACAGAGGAAUCAAUGUGAUAAAGGAAAGAGUGAGAAAUAAAAAAGUUCUCUUAAUUCUUGAUGAUGUCAAUCAAUUGGACCAGUUAAACAACUUAGCCGGAGGGUGUGAUUGGUUUGGUUCUGGCAGUAGAAUUAUCAUAACAACUAGAGAUAAGCAUUUGCUAGAUGUUCAUCAAGUUCAUUCAAUCUAUGAGGUUGAGGGGUUAGAUUUUGAUGAAGCUCUCGAGCUUUUAAGUUGGAAUGCCUUCAAAAGAAAUGUACCUUUAGAUGAUUAUAUGGAACUUGCAGAGCAUGCAGUAAACAAUGCCCAACGCCUUCCAUUGGCUUUGACAAUUUUAGGUUCUCAUCUUUGUGGUAGAAGCAUAGAGAAAUGGAAGGCUGCACUAGAGAGUUACAAAAGAGUUCCUAACAAAGACAUUCAAGGCAUUCUCAAAAUAAGUUAUGAUGGAUUGGAUUACUCUGAGAAGGAAGUGUUUCUUGAUAUUGCAUGUUUCUUGAAAGGGAGGAAUAUGGACUAUGUGAAGCAAAUACUAGAAUCGUGUGACCUCGACCCUGUCAUUGGUAUUGAAGUACUUAAAGAAAAGGCCCUCAUAACUAUUACUAAAUGGAGCCAUGGUAUUGAGAUCAUUUGGAUGCAUGACUUUUUAGAAGAAUUGGGAAAAGAGAUAGUACACCAAGAAUCACCCACUGAGCCAGGAAAACGUAGCAGAUUGUGGUUUCAUGAAGAUGUAUACCAUGUUCUGACAGAAAAUACUGGAACAGAUCAAGUUAAAGGCAUCAUGAUUCGGUUACCCCGACGAGAGGUGAUAUGUUUGAGUGAUAAAUGCUUCUCAAAUAUGAAAAACCUUAAAUUCUUUAUAAACUGUAAUGCAUCCCUCUCUGGAGAUGUUGAUCAUCUCCCCAAUGAGUUAAGGUUCCUUGAUUGGCCUGGAUGUCAUCUACAAUCUUUGCCUUUCAAUUCUAAUCGGAAGAAGCUUGAUGUACUGAAUAUGCCAUACAGUCUCAUCAGACAAUUGGGGGAGGGAUUCAAGAUAUGCAAUAUCUGAAGUCUAUUAACUUGAGAUUUUGUAAGUACCUCACAAGAGUCCCCGACUUUUCUGGAAUCCCAAGUUUAGAGAGGUUGAACCUAAAUCUUUGUAGACAAUUAGUUGAAGUUCAUCCUUCUGUUGGAGUCCUAGCUAAGCUUGUUAGCUUGAGUCUUGUGAAGUGCUCCAACCUUGAGAACUUUCCAAGAAGACUCAAGUUAAGAUCUCUAGAAAGUAUUGUUCUUCAAGGUUGCAGAAAGCUUGAGAGUUUCUCAGAAAUUGUGGGGAAGAUGGACAACUUGAGAUAUAUGAAUCUACAGGGAACUUCAAUAAAAGAAUUGCCUCCCUCGAUUGGAUAUCUCAGUGGGCUUGAAAUAUUAAUUCUCGAUACUUGUGAAAGCCUUACAAAUCUUCCAUGCAGCAUUUAUGAAUUGCAGCAUCUAAGGGUUCUUCGUCUCUCUAGGUGCUCAAACCUUGUUGAAUUUCCAAGUAGAAUGAACUCUGGAGCUUCGUCAAGUGCAUGACCACUUCCAUUGCUUCUUUCAAAUAAUCAAAGCCAUGAUAUUAGUUACUCAGCUGUGUCACCUUGUGAGCAAUUUCAUUUCAAUCCCAAAAGAGGCUUGUCCACAUUAGAAUCAUUUGAUCUAUCAAGAAGCAAUUUUGUUAGUCUUCCUGUAUGGAUUAGCAAGUGUUCUAACUUGUUGAGGCUUAACUUGUGUUGUUGCAAGAAACUUCAAGAAAUUUCAGAACUUCCACCAAAGAUUAGAUGGCUAAGCGUCGGUGGUUGUGACUCACUGGAAAUAUUGCCAAUAUUGUCGAACUUGGUGGAACACAAUGUGUUGCAAGGCCUUCAGUGGAUCGACCUGUCUCAUUGCCACAGGCUCCUUGACAAUCUUUGCUAUGACACAACAAAGAUCGAUAAUGCUAUUCGACGAAAUCAGGUGCUAUCUUGUCUGGAUUUUGGUGUUAUACUUCCAGGAAGUGAAGUUCCCCACCGGUUCAACCCUUUGAGGAGUUGCAGGAGUUAUGAGAUUAAAAAUUAUUGUGACAUUUGCAUUAUAAUACCUCCACCUUUGAAUUGGAAAAACUCAAGAUUGACUCUAUGUGCUGUUAUAGGAAUAACAAAAAAUGAGUCUGGUCCCGGUAGAAUUUCAGCCUCAAGUUACCUCAACCAGCUAGUGAUUGAUGAAUUUGAAGAAUAUAUCUAUCCCUCAGACGAAUCAAGUACUGAUCAUGUGUGGUUGCGCUAUAUUUCGUUAUCAGGUAUAGCUUGUGAUGACAUGAUCCUUAACUGUCAAGCUAUAUUUUCUUCUGAAGGGUCCGUGGCAUUAAAGAGCUGUGGAAUUCGCCUAGUAUAUCCCCAGGAUGAUGAUGAUGAGAAUGACAAAGAGCAAUGGCUUCCUAGUACUUCUUUGUCUUUGGAACCAAUGAAUCCUCGAAAGCGGAAACAUAUAGAGGAGGAUCAUAACCUCGUCGCAGUCAGAAAUAGUACUGCUAAUGUUGAUGAUGCUCCACAGAAUGAGAAGUGGCUUUCGUUGUCCUAAUGUUGAUCAAGCUUACAAAUUAAUAACUAUGAGUUGGCUCCUCCUUUUAGGAAACCUCUCUGAUUUGGUCUGAAACUCUGACUUGCAAGUUGGAGUGUGGCAGUAGAUUUUGGCUUUCGCUUUGCUCAUCAGUUUCUAUUCUCUUUUCCUUGUUCUGGUUCAUUUCCAUGAGUCUAGGCAUUGCAGCAGCUCAGAGCCUCCGUCUCCUUUUGCAGAUUUCAGUGGUGCAUUUGGCUUCUAUACACAGCAAUUGAGCCUUUUUUUUUCCUUACUAAGCAAGGAAACGUAGCUAACAAGCUAUUGUCUCCUGUGUACUGCAUCUGAUAUCGACCAUCAUUGAUGCUAAAGUUGCAGUUGUAGUACUGGAGCCUGGAAGUCAGUAUGAUCACUAGGAAAACUUUGCCAUAUUGUUUAAUAAAUUCUGCCCUUCAAAACAAAACAGAAUAUCACUUUCAGUCUUUCACUUCUCAGUUGAUCUUUUGCAAAAUAGUUCACAAUUAAUUAGCGAAAAUGUGAAUGAUUUCAAAGUCCGGCACUCU
Molecule: messenger RNA, 4683 nt
Organism: Rosa rugosa (rugosa rose)
Lineage: Eukaryota; Viridiplantae; Streptophyta; Magnoliopsida; Rosales; Rosaceae
Product: disease resistance protein RPV1-like
Exons: 7
Coding region: 717-2621 (634 amino acids)
Biological process (GO): signal transduction; defense response
Molecular function (GO): ADP binding
Source: RefSeq, a predicted model, not a curated record